Trichosporon asahii var. asahii CBS 2479 is the source of this 1593-nucleotide messenger RNA. RefSeq names its product beta-1,3-1,4-glucanase. The record is from RefSeq and is a predicted model, not a curated record. Gene Ontology annotation, biological process: glucan catabolic process. The transcript has a single exon. Bases 1 to 1593 code for a protein of 530 amino acids. NCBI's taxonomy places the organism in Eukaryota, Fungi, Basidiomycota, Tremellomycetes, Trichosporonales, Trichosporonaceae.
AUGAAGGCGGACCACUGGAGCAAGCCUGCGCGUGACCAGGGGCGAGGGAGGGACAGUAUCCGUAUCCAGUCGCACGAGCGGUUCUUCGACUCGCUCCUCGUGCUGGACCUAGUCCACAUGCCGACGGGGUGCGGCACGUGGCCUGCUUUCUGGACGAUCGGCACUGGUGAAUGGCCAACGGGCGGCGAGAUCGACAUCAUCGAGGGCACGAACGACCAGGGCAACAACCAGUACACGGUGCACACGACUACGGGCUGCAAGAUCCCAAAGAAGAACAAUGACGACCUGUCCGGCAACAACGAGGCUUUCACUGGCGAGGCGCGUGCGCUCGACUGCUCCCCUGUGGCCGGGUGCAGUGUCGACGGCUCGGACCCGGACGGCACCACCUUUGGCCCGGGGCUGAACAAGGCCGGUGGCGGGUUCCUCGUCACGCGCAUCAAGCAGUCUGCGGGCAUCAGCAUGUGGUGGUUCCCGCGCAGCAAGGGGAUUCCCUCCGUCCUGACCGAGGGCAAGGACCAGGUGGACGAGAAGGAGCUCGGCAUGCGUAUCGCCCACUUCCCCGCUAGCGACCAGUGCGACCUCGAGAAGAGUCUGACGGAGCAGCAGCUCAUCUUCAACCUUGCCAUGUGUGGCGGAUGGUGCGCCAGCAGGUACCAGGGUGCAGGACACUGUCAGGCCAAGUACCCCGGUAAGAGCUGGGAGGACGUCAUCUACGACCACCCCGAGGAGUUCAACGAGGCGUACUGGCUCAUCAACAGUCUCAAGGUGUUCCAGCCUUGUGAUGAGUGUGGGUCUGGACCGGACACUGUCCCGCCUCCCGCUUCGUCUAGCGCUCAGCAGUCUUCCGCGUCCCCGUCUCCCUCGCAGUCGAGCUCUGAGUCUCCUUCGCCUUCGCCGACGCCUGAGUCGAGCUCCGAUUCGCCUUCGCCCUCGCCCACCCCCGAGUCGAGCUCCGAGUCGCCUUCCCCGUUUCCCUCCCCUGAGUCCUCUUCCAGCGAGCAGACUCAGCCCUCUUCAACUAUGGAGGAGGUCCAGCCUUCGACUUCGACCGAGGACACGUCCACGCAGACCCUCAGCGUCGGCGAGACGGUCACCAUGGACGGCAAGCCGUGGACGUCCACCUGGUCAACUGCUUGGACGUCUGCCUGGACCUCGGCUUGGACGAGCACGUACACUGUCCCUGCCGCUCUGCCGACGGACUGGAAAGGCCACUUCAACGGCGGCAUCUAUCUCCCCGGUGAGGGCGGCAACGGCGACGGCGAAGCUGGAGCCGGAGACGACGGCGCUGCCCGUGAGAAGAACGAGUUCCAGUGCCUCGGCCAGCACCAGAUGCCGGCCGACGAUGCGUGGGACGAGGCGUACGAGCGCUGGGCGGACGAGUACCAGUGGCAUUACCACUCGCAGGGCAACCGCCGCUGGAAGCAUAAGGUGCUCCGCGGUAACGCGAGCGGCGCGAGCGGAGCAAGCGACGCUCAAUCGGACGAGUCUGGCAAACAGGAGGUGCAGGCUGAGCCGGCCGCCGAGGCCGCCGAGCCUGUGAAGAGGGCUCAGCGCCAUCGCCGCAGCUGGGCCUCGGGAAGCAGGAGGCACUAG